GGGGCGCCAGCUGCACCGACUCUCAGCCGGACUGCGAGACAUGUGGCUGAGAGUUUCUGAAAGCUGCGCUUCGAAUUUAGCCAAAAACAAGUCCCGGAUUGUGCGAUCCGUUAGUAUUUCUCAGCCGCAGCUCGGACGCUAAAAACAGUCGAUUUUGGCGCAAAAUCAGCCGCGGCAGCACUUCGAGGUGAGUAACGACACUUGUUAUUGGUCAACUGGAGCUAACGGCUAACAGGCUAAAAGCGACGUAAGCAGGUGCUGUUGUUCAAAGCAGAUAGUUAGCUUCCCAGCUAGCUAACUUAUGACCUUCAGUAUAAUGAUCACGGCUGAUAUUAGACGGUGUUCCGUCAAAGUUUGCAGCCGUGCUAACAACAGACAGCUAGCUUCCACGGAGCUAUGUUUUUAGCUGGCGUUAGCUGCCUAGCUAACGUAACAACAGGCUGGAUUAUUUUCUCCGCUGUCGUGUUGGCUCUGCUCUGCUCUGCUUGAUCAAGUUGGUGCUAAUUUUAUGUCUCAAAGAAGGAGGAGGAGGAGGCCGUGCUGCCUCACAACAGUAGAAAGAAAGAGACUCCCUGCACACCCAGCUGAUAUUUAGUUACAACACUUAGCUUAUUUUAUAUCAGAGAGGGUGAGCAUACGGGGAAAUAAAAACGGUAAAUUACUGUCAAUCUUUUCAACACACUGAGUGGAUUUCACAUCUUUAACACCUCCUUUAAUGAAUGAAUGUUGUUAAACCCCAAACAUGGGUCUAAAUCAGUUACAUAGACGGUGAUUUAAUGGCCUGUGCUAGUUUUGAAACUCACCCUUUUACCUGUGAUUACACACCUGUGGUUACAUAAGUCCCUCACAAUGACCACUGCAGGCUUCAGGGAUGUCUUUGCUCUCAGUCCUGACCUGUAUUUGUCAUUAUUGAGUAUUCUGCCAGAUCAUACAGUUGCAUACCGUUUUUGUUUGUCCAAUUAAAUUACCACAUAAAUUAACAUAUUUCUACAAAGCCUGAGUCCAGUCAAUAUAUGAUUGUACAACCUGUUAUGUUAUGCUCAUGCACGUUUUUAAAGUCAUAUUCCACAUAUUUUUGCAUUUGAAGCUUAAAAAAUUGUAAGGGACAACCUACCAUAAAAUUUUUAAUGACCCCGGCCGAUAGAGAGCAUUUAAAAGCAGAAAUCACACUUCAUUUCAAACACCCUAAACAUGAGUACAAAAAGGCCAUUGGUGCUGUGGUGCGUUGAAAUCGUCCUUAAAGGGAUAUUCCAGCGCAAAAUUAAGUUAGGGUCAAACACACCGCAACGCCAAGUUACACACCCCCUCCAGAGAUGAAUGUUGCCGACCGCUUGCUUCUCUAGUUAUACCAACUUUAGUAACAACCGCAGAUAGCAACACAGAGAGCCACGCGCUCAAACAAAACACCACUCUAUAGCAACAAAUAAUGCUCAGAACAGCACCUAACUUCAUCAACAGUACAUAUAGGGUCCCAGCCAUUCUUUAGCAAAGAGACUAAACACAACUCACCUACUCUCCUCCAGCAGCUGCUUGUUUGUGCAGAGGCCUUCGGGCAAGUCCAUCGACUGCAGCGGAGUUUCGCAGCUCAAGGAAGAACAUUGAUGAUCAUUACUUCAUGGAAAUACAAUCAGACUGAGACGCUAAGGCAGAAGAACUACCAUGUCUGCAGUGCAAAAUUAUUAAUAUGAUGAUUAUUACUUCAAGGAAAUGAUAAAGAAAUGAACAUAAAUGUUCUUCCUUGAACUGCGAAACCCCACUGCAGUCAAUGGACUGGCCUGAGGUCUGCUGGAAGAGAGACGGUGAGUUGUGUUUAGUCUCUUUGCUCAAGAAAUUAGGCAAAGUUAAAAAGAUGUUUGGUGUCUAGUACUAUGGCUGUGACCCUAUAUGUCCUGUUGAUGAAGUUAGGUGCUGUUCUGAGCAUUAUUUGUGGCUAUAGAGUGGCGUUUUGGUUGAGGUUUUAAGUCUCCUCAGACCGCUAUGUAUUGCUAUCGUGCGGUCGUUACUAAAGUUGGUAUAACUAGAGAAGCAAGCGGUCGGCAACAUUCAUCUCUAGAGGUGGUGUCUAACUUAGUGUUACGGUGUGUUUGACCCAAAAUUAAUUUUACGCCGGAAUAUCCCUUUAAGGGUUCCAGUGAAUUUUUAUAGGCCAUGAUAAAGAACAUUUAAAAGGACAAAUCACACUUAAUUUCAAACACCAUAAACACGAGUAAAGAGAAGGCCAUUGGUGCUCUGGUGCAUUAAAAUCGCUCUUAAACUGCCUGAUCUGAGUGACGUUUAUAGCUCUGCUCAGAACGACAGAGUUUAACUUUCAUAUUCAGAGACUUGGAUAAAUCUCAAAUCUGAAAUAUAGUGUCAACACAGCUGGACUUACUCAGAGAGUUGGUGAAAACCUUCGUUCUUCUCUGUGGAGAUUAGCUGGUUUCAUCCACCUUCUCUGUAGUCUUUUAGUCCUUUUGACUCUCUUCAGGAUAUUUAGUCUGUAUUUUAAAGCUCAUGUACUGUUUCAGCUGAAUGAAAAGUGAACACUCCUGAAAAGUAUGUUCACCCUAAAGUCAGGUGAACAUACUUUUGGUUUGCAAACUAGUUUGAAUCAAACGCAGAACGGCUCCUGAAGAAUUAGAGCCGGACUACAGACAACCUCUUCAUGAGUAACAGUUUAGGGUCACAGUCGAAGGCAGUCCGAUCAUAAUAUUGACUUAAUAAAGUAAGAAAACCAUUAAAAUAUCAGCGCAGAGUCUGUCUCUCACCUCUGCACUCAAACAGUAAAAAUGAAACGGGGCUGACGACACGGAGCAGGUUUUGGUUUCAGGAUUGAGUUUGUUUAUUUACACGCCUCUUCUCCAAGAGUCCGGAUCUCUCUUUGUGAAGUCUGACGUUAUGAAUCACAGCGUUUAAGUUCGUAUCAAGACAUGUACGCAUCCCUUUCUGUCUGUGCAUGUCAGACUGACCUGAUGGGAGACUAAAAGGUGAACAGUCAGACAGAUGUUUGGAUCAUGACCUUUGAGCUUUUAUUUCAGUUUUACAUCCACAACAACGUGCAUAACUUCUAUGACAUUUUCUGACGUCCAUUUCUCUUUCCUCUCUGUGUUGAAGUGUUGAUCAGGACAGGCCGGGGCCGACAUGACUGGACCAGGAAGUGGUGAGUCUUCGCACUGACGGCACAUUAAGGUUUCAUGUUUCCCAGAGCAGGAUACAGAGAUCUAAAUCUAUUAAAGCGUACUGCACCUUUACUGUAACAAACUGACUCGAUGUCCGUCCUGUGGGUGUAGGUGGUCAGGGCCCGCCUGAUGGGACAGACCCCGAGGACGCAGAGCGGUGCCCCAUCUGCUUGGGCGUUCUGGCAGGAGGAGAGCUCGCCAUGCCUGACAGCUGCUGCCAUGUCUUCUGCCUCAGAUGUCUCCUCACGUGGGCAGAGGUAACGCCGAUCAGUCCAUCUAUGUAAAAACAAAGAGUUGAGUUUGUUCGACGAGGAGCUCUUUCAUCGAGUUUUCCGGGUCUGUCUUUGAGUGACCCGCUUACACUUUGUCGUAAAUCCACGUGAACAAAACCAGCAGCAUGACUUAUCUCUUCCUGCGUUUCAGACUGAGGCGAGCAGGUGAGGUGUGAGGCACGACACAGCGGUAGCCUCAAAACACAUUUUUGAUCAGACAGGGCUCGACAGUGCGACCGGAGAACUCGCAUUUGCGACUAAAAAUAGAUGUGUGUGUAAAAUAAAAUAAAAAUCAGCUGGGGCAACAAAUGUUUUUUUUUUUUCAUGUAAAUACUGCGGUGAAGUUAGUGUUAGGUUAGAUAUUUGUCCUCAGAAGAUUUUGUGUGAAAUUUAAAGGCAAAUUUUGAACAUUUUCUUCAGUAGCUUCCAUAUCAUGUGUCCAAAAGAACUGAAAUUGAUUUCUAAUAAUAAUACUAAUGUUGACCAAUGAGACACACUUUCUUUGAUCAAUUUUCAUCGUGCCCCUAAAAACAGUUAGAGUCUUUUCGGUAAGUUUCGUGUUGUUUGUCAGUUGCAGGUGGCUCCGUCCUGCCCGGUGGACAGACGACCUUUCACUAAUGUUUACAAAUGGGACGGAAACCUGAACUGUGUCCAGGUCAGUAAGAAUGACGUUCGACUUCAACCUGCUGCAGAUCUGGUUGUAAUUUCAACUAACCUGCAUGUGACAAAGUUUGUUUCUGUAAAGUGGACGUUUCUCUUCCCCUGAGUGUGUUUGUUUACAUCGUUACGUAACGUUCAAAGUGAUAUUCACAUGUUUUCUAGUUUUCUAUUUGAGCAUGUUGAACGGCUCGUACUACUUUAUUUAAUGUUGGCUUUUUGAUGCAACACAACUGCAAUGCACAGUCUGGUCUUUGGCUGAAUAAUGUAAAUUAUCGGCUGCAGUUUAGUUUGAUGUCUCUGUCUUUUGUUGUUUGAAGGUUCCUGUAAGAAGAAGAGUGACUCAACCUGAAGCUGAAAGUUGCUGCUGUAGAAACCCAGAACAGAAAGUCUGUCUCAAGUGAGUCUCUCAGAAGUUUGUUUGGUGUUACCCUGAACUCUUAAGUCCAAGUUAGGGGGUUCACAGGUUCUUACGUAGGUGACUUGAUGUUCCACCAAUACAGAAGGUCCUGGCAGGUGAAUGAGACUGAAAACUCUCACAGAGGUUUCUUAGAAGAUUCAUGUUGCUGUUCAGAACUGAAACUAGAACAGAAACUUUCGUGACUUCUCGAAUCCAGAAUUCUUAGAAAUUUCUCGAUACUUUUAAAACCUCUUUGGAGAGGAGGGAGACUUCUGAUACGAGAGACCCUGGACCUGAAUUUGAUGUUUUUGACACACACUGUCUUUAGGUUUUUACAGCAGAUGAUAUUUACAGAUGUCCUCCUUCUUGAAAUCCUUCGCUGUCCACUGUAUGAGAAAUAAAAGAUUUUACUCUCUGGUCUUAGAGAACGAGAGGAAAACUAAGAAAAAGUGAUUGCUAGACAUUAGAGGAAGUAUAGAACUGGACUUCCAAAAUUCAGUCUUAAGGUUACACCUCGAUCAUACUGACGGGGAAAUAGGGCUGGGCGAUAAACAAAAAAAUUUACCGAUAACGAAAUUUACGACAACAACUGACGUCAUUUUGCCCAUAUUGGUAUAGUCGGUGUCAAAAAACUAAAUAAAUAUAAGUUGUUUUUGGAUGUGUGUAGGUAGGCUAUGGUGUCAUGUCUCUUUAAGACGUUGUCCUACAUCAGAGACGUGACUCCGCCCACAUCCAGUCCGUAACAAAGAGGGAAAGACAGGUGAGGAGAUGGAGGACGGUUCAAAAGUUGUAGCGGCUGAAGUAGACGAAGUUAAUGUGGGAGGGGGUGAGCAGCUUGUGGAGUAGUUAUCGUCUAUUUAUCAUUAUCAAGGUGAACUGAUCAAUAUAUUGUGAUAUUGAUUUGAGGCCAUAUCACCCAGCCCUAAGAGAAAGUGUCAAACUGGACGUCCAAAAGUUUGCGCCUCGAUCAUACUGACGGGUAAAAGUCUGAGUCAGCGGUUCUCGGGUGAACUUUUUCAGGAACUGUUGAUUUUGAGUUGAACUGAGGUUUGUUUUCAGAAGUAAGUCUGUCAGAAGAUUAAGACGGCAGAAAGUGGAGAGGACGGCGGAUAACAAGACAAAAGGACUUGUGAGGAAAUGUAUGUGAAACUUUUUCCUUCAGAAAUUCGUGGCGUGACUCUUAAACUUUAAACGUUGAUAACAGUCUGUCACUGUCCUCUCCAGGUAACGAUGAAGACCCGUCCUCACUCAGCAGGAAAAAGGUCUUUACAAAAGUUUCUUCUCAUUACACCUUAACCAUAUUUACAUGUAAUCUGAAUGUUCGUCUCACUGGUGUUCGUCGUUUGCUCUCCAGGUGAGGGGAACAGAGUGCUGCGUUUGGUCGCCCUCCUGUGACGUCGCACUGACCACGACGUCCGUUCAGGACGUGUAAGUGUUGCUUUCUGGUCUGACCAAUAAUGCAAGGAUUUGGAAAACCUCCUAAACCCUUUUCUCCUCCUUCUCCUCCUCCUCCUGCAGUGCAGAGCCGGUGUGGAUCCAAGGAGACAUGCAGUAUGACACCCUGUUCAAAGCGUGCAGACCCCAGACGCAGCACUGCCCGUGGCUUUCUCCUGCCGCCGCCAUCCCUGCGAACGGCAUCUCAAGGUACUCAAUCUGAUCUUCGGUGACGGUUUGAUCAGGCUCCUGUUGUCCAGUAUCAGAUAAGUGGACUGUCUACUGUGAACCUGCUCUUUUGCUUCGGUUGUUUUGUCCUACAGGCCGAGUUUUCAUCCUGCUGGUUGGACCCGCGGUCCGUUUCCAUUUGGGAUCCCCUCGUCUCCCUUUACCUCUUCUUCACCGUUGAGCCCUGGUCAUUUCGGUACGUGUCCUCUGACAGGUCCUGGGUUUGAAGUGUUUUUGAAUGAGAACUUAAAUGGGUCACGAAGGGCCUGUGUCCAUUAACGGCUUUAUUUUGCACCUGUUUUCUUCACCAAACUAACUCAGCCUUAAAGGGAUAUACCGGUGUAAAAUUAAUUUAGGGUCAAACACACCAUGACACCAAGUUAGACACCCCCUGACAGAUGAAUGUUACUGAGCGCUUGCUUCUCUAGUUAUACCAACUUUAGUAACGACCGCACGAUAGCAAUACACAGCAGUCUGAGGAGCCAUAAACAAACCUCAACCAAAACGCCACUCUAUAGCCACAAAUAAUGUUCAGAACAGCACCUAACUUCAUCAACAGGACAUAUAGGGUCACAGCUAUAGUACUAGACACCAAACAUCUUUUUAACUUUCUUUUUAACUUUCUUUAGCAAAGAGACUAAACACAACUCACCUACUCCCUUUCAGCAGCCGCUUGUUUGCAUGGAGACCUCCGGGCAAGUCCAUCGACUGCAGCGGAGUUUCGUAGCUCAAGGAAGAACAUUUAUGAUCAUUUCUUCAUGGAGAUGCGAUCAGACCGAGACGCUAAGGCAGAAGAACUACCGCGUCUGCAGUGAAAAUGAUUAAUAUGGUGAUUAUAACUUCAAGGAAAUGAUAAAGUAAUGAUCAUAAAUGUUCUUCCUUGAGCUGCGGCACCCCGCUGUAGUCCGUAAUGGACUGGCCUGAGGUCUCCCUACAAACAAGCGUCUGCUGGAAGAGAGUAGGUGAGUUGUGUUUAGUCUCUUUGCUAAAGAAAUGUGUCAAAGUUAAAAAGAUGUUUGGUGUCUAGUACUAUGUCUGUGACCCUAUAUGUCCUGUUGAUGAAGUUAGGUGCUGUUCUGAGCAUUAUUUGUGGAUAUAGAGUGGCGUUUUGGUCGAGGUUUGUUUAUGGCUCCUCAGACCGCUGUGUAUUGCUAUCUGCGGUCAUUACUAAAGUUGGUAUAACUAGAGAAGCAAGCAGUCGGCAACAUUCAUCUCUCGAGGGGGUGUCUAACUCGGUGUUGGGGUGUGUUUGACCCUAAAUUAUUUUUACGCCGGAAUAUCCCUUUAAUUCAAACAUUUGACGUCUGCUUUGUUAUGAUUCUUUGUUAUGAUUCGUAACGCUCCUCUCUCACAGUCUUUCAGGGUGUCAUCUGCGCCAUCACAUGUCCCAAAGGAGGAGAGAAGAGAGGCGGCCGAGGUUCCACCUCCAAAGCUCCCACCAAAGAGCCCGAGACUAAACCGUCCAGGAGAUCAGGACGUAACAGCAAAGCUCAAGAGGAGGCGCCUGCGUCCGAUCCAUCGCCACCAAAGUCCAUGUCGUCAGACUCUGACUCGUCUCCCGGCCCGCCCGCCAAGCAGGGUCGAGCUUCUCAAGCGCCGGCCAAGAGGAAAGGCAGACAGGUAACGAACCGGAAGGCGAGCGGGAAACGGAAAACACCAGCGAGGAAGAAGAAGUCUCCUGAAGUCCUGAGCAGCCCUGCGGCGAGCGAGGAGGAGGAGGAGGAAGAGGCUGAGAGGGAUGAGAGCGCAGAGAAGGAGGAAGAGGAAGAAGAUAAAACCGAGCAGGAGCAGGCUAAAGAGAGCGCCGAUGAAGACCAGGACGUCUCCGCUGACGAGGCUUUGAGCAACGAUGUGACACAGGACAGCGAUGAAACUCAGGAACAAUCAAACGAUCACGAACAGAAACCAAACGAUGGAGACAGCGACCUCUCUGCUCCUCACAGCCCGGAUCUUACCGACUCCGAGGUCAACCACCGGGAGGACGUGGAAGAGCCGGGAAGUCCCGAUUCCCCCGUGGAGAAGGAGUCUGAUGAUGAUGAAGGCGUUUCACCGUCACCCCCCGGCUCUCAGAACGCUCAGACGGAGACCCUGAGGUCCCCGCAGAGCGACGAGCAGUCGGAGCAGGAAGACGACAUGGAGGUUUGUGCGGAGACGGAAGAUUUGAACAAUGAAGAGUCCGUGAAGGAAGUGAGAGCCGAGGACUCUCCAGAACCGCCUUCACCUCCUGCUGAAGAGUCCGACAAUGACGACUCAGUCCCAGAAACGAACGCCGCUGUGGACGCCGGGUCGAAAACACCCCCAGAAGAGGAGCCGACGGCGGCUGACAGCUCAGUGGGAGGAGCUAAGGAUGACAGUCCAUCCAACGAUGAUACUCAAGAGGUCCCCAUGGACUGCAGUUCACCCAACAGCGACUUCGGUAUCGACGCUGGCGCUGUGGAGGAACCGCCGAAAGAGAUCAGUGACCCGGUUCCUGCUGAACCGACCGUGUCCACGAGCCAAGAAGCCAAGGACGAGAGCGACAGGAACCAAUCAGAGCGAGAGAGGAGCCCAGAGAGGAAGAAUGGCAGGCAGAGGCGAUCUCGCUUCCACUCCCCGACCUCCACCUGGUCGCCCAAGAGGGACUCCAAGAGAGACUCGUCCAGGCGCUCUCGCUCACGGUCCAGAGAGCGGGACGGCAGCCCGCCAUCGAGCCGCUCCUCCCGUGCUCGCAGUAGAGAUCGAGACAAGGACAGAGACGCCGAGAGAGACUAUUCGAGGAGAGAGCGGAGUCGAGAGAGGAGGCGGAGGAGGUCGAGGAGCCGCUCCAGGUCGAGGUCACGAUCUCGCUCCAGGUCACGAUCAAGAACGAGGUCCCACAGACGAGGUCCCAGCCCGGAGCGGCCGUCUUCAAGAGAGCAGUCCCCCCAAAGGAAGGAGCGGAGGAGCGGCUGGAGGUCCGGACAGGGAAGUGGAUCAGGUAGUGAGGGGCGGAGGCAGCAUGGAGGCGCUGGACGCUUUGAGAACGGGGUCCCUACAGAAGGUUCUCCUGAUCGCCAAGGCUGGUCGGAGAAUCCGGACUGGGUCACCGAAAAGAGCCGCAGUGAAGCUGACGGCAGGAACCGGGACUUUGGCUUCAGCGGCGGCUCACGCUGGGAAGAUAAUCGCAAUAGCGGCGGGAACAGAGGGGACUCUCGGGGGCGCGGCGGGCGUGGAGGGUUCGACCGCGGUCGUGGGGCAGGGAGGGGGAGCGGCGGCGGCAGCAACGUCCGUGGUUUUUACAAUCAGCAGGAGGAAUCAGCCGACAACCGCUGGCAGCCCAGAAACAACUUCUCAGGUACAGGCAACAAUUCAGGGAACGACGCGUACAGCCGCUUCAACGAGAACCGAGGCGGAGGACGCAGGAAGGAGGCGGAGUCAGGAGACUCCAUGGUGGACCGAUCAGGCUGGUCUUCUGCAUCCAGCUGGGCCGUCAGGAGGACUCUACCUGCAGACGUUCAGGAUUAUUACUCCAAGAGGGAAAGAGGAGGAGCAGGAGCCUGGAACCGACAAGAGGAGGAGCAGCCGGCAGCGACAGCAGGUAACGACCUCCUCCGUUUCUUCUUCUUCUUCUUCUUCUUCUUCUUCUUCUUCUUCUUCUUCUUCUUCUUCCUCUUCAUGAGCCAAAUCUCAUUUUUGUUUUUCUUGUCCCUCAGAUCCCCCUAAAAGCGACCCCCCUCCCCAGGUGGUCCCAGGUAACGCGCCGGUCCCUGUGAUGAACGUGAUUCCCCCUCAGCUGAACGUCCUCCACCAUCACUACCCGAUGCAGGGACCGCGUGGAGCCCUGCCCGUCAGCUUGCAGCCUGCCGCCCCGUACGCCAUGCCUCCUCAGGUCCCCGUGCACCUCCACCCGGCUGUCCCGCUGCUCCAGGUCCCUGCCGUAGGUGCUCAGGGCCUUCCUCCUCCUCCCCCACCUCCUCCACCCAUGCAGCAAGGCAGUCAGACAGCUGCAGCUCAGCCUGACGGUCACAUGACGCAGGUACAGUCCAGAUACUUUUUUAAAGUUACUUAAAGCUCCUGUGGGGAGUUUUUCUGACUAAUACCCUUUUCCGCAGAUGGCGAGCACAAUGGCGGCUUAUGGGAAACCUGCCCUUCUUCCCACCCCAACCAAACCUGGUGUUGCCGUGGUGACCCAGGGCCAUCCAGCACCCAGCCAGGUGCUGCCAUCCUCCACUACUCAGCCCAGCCAGCAUAAUAAGGCCCAAGCUGACAGCUCCAAAAAGGAGAAGGUAAACCGCCAUCGCCUCGUCUGAACUGAUCCGUCAGUUUUCGAUCAAUAAUUUUAAUCUGGAUGAACUUUUCCUCUUGGUUUAGAAACAACAGAUUCAAGAGAAAGCUAUAAAUGAAGUGAAGACAGCCAUCAAACCCUUUUACCAAAGGAAGGAAAUCACGAAGGACGAGUACAAGGAGAUCGUCCGCAAAGCGGUGGAGAAGGUAAGAACACACGAGCGUCCGCUGCUUACCUGUUAGUGAUCUGUUCGUACAUCUGAGCGGUUUUAUAGGGAUACUGCAGCAGAUCUCCUGUUAGAAACAACUUUUCAAACAGGAGAUUCGUGAUUUAAAGCAAUUUUUUCUUAAUAGGAAGGAUGACUUUAGAGGAUUAGACGAGAACCGUUGCUUUUAGAUCUGAUCAGAAUCAGAAUGCCUUUUAUUGUCAUUAUACGCAGUACAAUGAGAUUAAAGCCACCCAAAUCAGUGCAAGACAUUAUAAAAAGAUAGAUAAAAAAUAUAGAAAAAUAUGAAACUAGAUUAAUAUGAAGUAUAUACAAUGUAAACGUGUGGACCUGAGAUUCUUUUGACAGGAUAAAUAUGGUACGGAUGUGCAUAGGUGUAAAUAUGUAACAGUAUGAAAUAUAAAGUGCACAGUUCUGAGAUUCCUGUUGACAGAAUAAAUACAGUCAAUGUACAGAAAUAGCAUAAUGUAAUGUGCAGAUAAGUGUAUAUUGUCCAUGAUCUGAUCUGGACGUGUUCGCUCCAGGAAACGCGUUAAAAGACUCUUUAAGAUUUAAGCUGAAGAGAGUGAAACUCUGGACAUGCAUGUGGGGCAGCUGUGCAGGACUCUAGUCUCUGCAGGUUUUUAUUAUUUUCUAUCCCACUCUUCUUAUCUGAAACGUCUAUAAAGCCUUCUCCAGACGCGCUCUGGGAAAUUUCAGGGCCUCCACCCCUUGCAGAGAAUUAUACAGAAGAUUUUCUGCUCAAUUAUCUCAUGAACUCACCUGGAUUUAACCCCACAAUGAUACUGAGGGGUUAGCAGGACUUAUUCCAGGUGAUGUCCGGCUCAUCCAGGUAAAAUCUGGAAAUUUUCAGGAGCUUCAAAAGGGGGCUCAAGGUCAUCUCUUACUGUUUGUGUUUUACUUUGCUAAAAGUAUCGACACCCUGAUAUGUACAUACUAGGGUUGGGAAUCUGAGGUGUAUUACCAAAACGAUACACAUCUCAAUACGAUGUGUCUGAUCUGAUAUAUAUAAAAAUACAUGUGUGGCGUUAUAUGAUGCAAUAUGAUACGAUUCAGACUCAAACCACGAUGCAGAGCUUCUCUUUGGGCUUUGCUCAGUGACUUACAUAUCUAUCUUCUAACUUUGUCAUAGAGGGAAGGGAUCUGCUUUUCGUAGAAUAUUGCUUCCGGUUUGGUAUUUUAAAACAAGGCUCUAAGACACGGAGGAGAUGUUUGAAACGUUCGUUUUCUGUUACACUGUGAGGCUAAAUAAGGCUGGGCGAUAUGGCCUCAAAUCAAUAUCACGAUAUAUUGAUGAGUUCACCUUCAUAACGAUAAAUAGACGAUAACUACUCCACAAGCUGCUCACCCCCUCCCACAUUAACUUCGUCUACUUCAGCCGCUACAACUUUUGAAUCUCCUCACCUGUCUUUCCCUCUUUCUUACGGACUGGAUGAGGUGGAGUCACGUCUCUGACGUAGGACAGAGACCACAGUCUACCUGCACACAUCCAAAACCAACUUUUAUUUAUUUAUUUACGACGUCGGUUAUUGUCGUAAAUUUCGGUAUCGGUAAAUUUCAAGUUUAUCACCCAGCCCUAGCGUACGUUGUUGCCAUUAAGCAUGUUAAAGUUAUUAGCAUGCGGGGCGUGGAAGAAUUUUGCAAUACUUCGUUCACCACUUUUGGAGCUGUCGGCGAAUCCGAGCUGGAAGCAGCGGAAGCGGGGGCGCUAGCAGACCCCUCCACGACAACACUGCAGCGCCGACUUACCAGGUUAGUCGUACUGUCUGUAUUUUACAGCAGACACAGCGGAACAGUUUGCAAAUCUGUCUGGUCAAGUCGUCCGUCUUUCUUGUUGCCAAACGUUAGAUAUACAACUCAGAGGAGGUAAAUUUGCUCAGCGUCUGACAUCUUUGUUUACCUUAAUCACUGCCAGUAUUCAUCCGCGAAGCUGAUACUUUCGUUCGUAGUGUACACCUGCAAGUCCAAAGAAAUUAUGUCUUCAAAACAGUUUGGUAACAUAAGUUAAGUAUUAAACUGAUCGGAUUGUACCGAUACAAAUAUAUAAUACACGACGAUGCGACGAUACAUCUCACUGUGCUAACAAAACUGCAUUCACUCUUGCGUGACCGCGUAUCGAUACGUAUCGGUUAAUCUUCUCAUGCGUAGUCGAUAUGCAAGAUUAAUUCUGCAUUGUAAGAAAAGGAUAAACGGUAGAGGAUCAGUGUGCACAAAGUUGAGAUAUGUAUCACGAGAACCUCCUGCACAUUUCUGGUGAGAAUUCAGUCGGUGAUCUGGGAAACAGCCUGAAAUUUCAGAUGAAUCCAACGAGCCGCUUCACACCUGUUGUGUUGUUUUUUUCCCUCAGGUGUGUCACAGCAAGAGUGGCGAAGUGAACGCCAGUAAAGUCGCUAACCUGGUGAAAGCCUACGUGGACAAAUACAAGCACGCCCGCAAGAAAUGAACCCCCCACCCUGCUGUCGGCGCGGCGAUGCCCUCACAGACCCAUUCAGCUGCUCAAGUGCAAUUUCCUCAAGCUGGAAUUCGGCCUCCUCGCUGAAAGAGGACGGAGAGCCGAGGUUUUCUUUUUUAAUAUCUACCUUUUACUGAAUGAAGAUUUUUUUCUAGAGAUUUUCAUAUUUUGUUAGAAAAAUAAUUACUCAAUCAGAAAUUGUAAUGCAAGAGCCCUUUAUUUUGCAUAGACCUUGUGACUUGGGGAACUACUGUAAUGAGGGCAGGGGAGCGUGGGGGUGGGGAGGGGAGGGUGGGACUGUUGAUAAUAAAGAUGCAACGCUCAGUGAAUAAGGACAGCUCAUGUAGUGGAGAGCCUCUCCGAGGACGCCGCUUCGAUGGCGUCCUGAUCAUGUAGCUUCUUAACUGAAUAUUGUCUUUUUUUUUCUUCUUUAAAGUCUAAUAUUUCAGAUGAAAGCCUAGUUUAAAAAUCAAUGCAUUGCCUUUAUUAACUGUAUGUGGCCCGAUAAAAGGGCUGAAAUCUGGUGAGUGUGAUUGUAAUCAGGGCCCUGAUUGGUCGAGGAGACGCAGGACCAAUCGGCAGUGAGUGUGUUAUGUAAGGCACAGGUCCCGGGGGGCAGAUCUCCAGAGAUUGACCCCACCCCCUGCCUGAAUGUGUAAUAAAAAUGUCCAUGGGUGAACAUGAACGUUGCAAAGUGUCCAGAGAGUAGUGAAAUAAAUUAGCUGCUUCCUGA
This is a messenger RNA of Xyrichtys novacula (pearly razorfish), 13803 nucleotides long. NCBI's taxonomy places the organism in Eukaryota, Metazoa, Chordata, Actinopteri, Labriformes, Labridae. The record is from the annotation of a GenBank genome assembly.